CAGCAAGGUGGAACACAAAGGCCCUGUGCUGAGCACCCAUAAUCCUCUGGGGGUACCCCCCCCAAAACAGCACCCCCACCAUGUUUAAUCUAAUGAAGAAAGACAAGGACAAAGAUGGAGGGCGGAAGGAGAAGAAGGAGAAAAAGGAGAAGAAGGAGCGGAUGUCAGCGGCAGAGCUGAGGAGCCUGCCUGGUUUAUACUCCACUCACAUGUCCUCCAAGCGCGAAUCGAAGAUGCGCCUGGAGAUCUCCAACCCCAUCCCCAUCAAGGUGGCCAGCGGCUCCGACCUGCACCUGACUGACAUUGACUCCGACAGCAACAGGGGCAGCAUCAUCCUGGACUCGGGCCACCUCAGCACAGCCAGCUCCAGCGAUGACCUCAAGGGUGAGGAAGGCAGUUUCCGGGGCUCCGUGCUGCAGCGGGCGGCCAAGUUCGGCUCCCUGGCCAAGCAGAACUCCCAGAUGAUUGUCAAGCGCUUCUCCUUCUCCCAGCGGAGCCGGGACGAGAGUGCCUCUGAGACCUCCACCCCCUCGGAGCACUCUGCCGCCCCAUCGCCACAGGUGGAGGUGAGGACUCUAGAGGGACAACUGGCGCAGCAUCCUGGCCCAGGCCACCCUCGACCAGGGCCUCGGUCCCAAGUCCCUGAGCUGGUGACGAAACGGUUUCCGGCUGACCUGCGCUUGCCCCCCGUGGUGCCCCCGCCACCCCCUGCCCUCCGGGAGCUGGAGCUGCAACGAAGGCCCACUGGAGACUUUGGCUUCUCCCUGCGGCGCACAACCAUGCUGGAUCGGAGCCCCGAGGGCCAGGUCUAUCGGAGGGUGGUUCACUUUGCUGAGCCUGGUGCGGGCACCAAGGACCUGGCCCUGGGGCUGGUGCCAGGUGACCGUCUGGUGGAGAUUAAUGGGCACAACGUGGAGAGCAAGUCCAGGGAUGAGAUUGUGGAGAUGAUCCGGCAGUCAGGGGACAGCGUGCGGCUCAAGGUGCAACCCAUCCCAGAGCUCAGCGAGCUCAGCCGGAGCUGGCUGCGGAGUGGCGAGGGACCACGCAGGGAGCCGGCUGAUGUGAAGACAGAGGAGCAGAUUGCAGCGGAGGAGGCCUGGCACGAGACAGAGAAGGUGUGGCUGGUCCAUAAGGAUGGCUUCUCUCUGGCCAGUCAGCUCAAAUCCCAGGAGCUCAGCCUGCCCGAGGGGAAGGUGCGCGUGAAGCUAGACCACGAUGGCGCCAUCCUGGAUGUGGAUGAGGACGACGUGGAGAAGGCCAACGCCCCCUCCUGCGACCGUCUGGAAGACCUGGCCUCGCUGGUGUACCUCAAUGAGUCCAGCGUGGUGCACACUCUGCGCCAGCGCUACGGCGCUAGCCUGCUGCACACGUACGCCGGCCCCAGCCUGCUGGUCCUCAGCCCCCGGGGGGCCCCCGCUGUGUACUCCGAGAAGGUGAUGCACAUGUUCAAGGGGUGUCGGCGGGAGGACAUGGCCCCCCACAUCUAUGCCGUGGCCCAGACGGCAUACAGGGCAAUGCUGAUGAGCCGUCAGGACCAGUCCAUCAUCCUCCUGGGCAGCAGUGGCAGUGGCAAGACCACCAGCUGCCAGCACCUGGUGCAGUACCUGGCCACCAUCGCAGGCACCAGCGGGAACAAGGUGUUUUCUGUGGACAAGUGGCAGGCUCUGUACACCCUCCUGGAAGCCUUUGGGAACAGCCCCACCAUCAUGAACGGCAAUGCCACUCGCUUCUCCCAGAUCCUCUCCCUGGACUUUGACCAAGCUGGCCAGGUGGCCUCGGCCUCCAUCCAGACGAUGCUUCUGGAGAAACUGCGCGUGGCUCGGCGCCCGGCCAGCGAGGCCACCUUCAAUGUCUUCUACUACCUGCUGGCCUGCGGGGAUGGCACCCUCAGGACAGAGCUCCACUUGAACCACUUGGCAGAGAACAAUGUGUUCGGGAUUGUGCCACUGGCCAAGCCCGAGGAGAAGCAGAAGGCAGCUCAGCAGUUCAGUAAGCUACAGGCGGCCAUGAAGGUGCUGGGCAUCUCCCCCGAUGAGCAGAAAGCCUGCUGGCUCAUCCUGGCUGCCAUCUACCACCUGGGGGCUGCAGGAGCCACCAAAGAAGCUGCUGAAGCUGGGCGCAAGCAGUUUGCCCGCCACGAGUGGGCCCAGAAAGCCGCGUACCUGUUGGGCUGCAGCCUGGAGGAGCUCUCCUCGUCCAUCUUUAAGCACCAGUACAAGGGUGGCACCCUGCAGCGCUCCACCUCCUUCCGCCAGGGCCCGGAGGAGAGCGGCCUGGGAGAUGGGACAGGCCCCAAACUGAGUGCGCUGGAGUGCUUAGAGGGCAUGGCGUCCGGCCUCUACAGCGAGCUCUUCACCCUUCUUGUCUCUCUGGUGAACAGGGCUCUCAAGUCCAGCCAGCACUCCCUCUGCUCUAUGAUGAUUGUGGACACUCCGGGCUUCCAGAACCCUGAGCAGGGCGGGGCGGCCCGAGGAGCCUCCUUUGAGGAGCUGUGCCACAACUACGCCCAGGACCGGCUGCAGGGGCUCUUCCACGAGCGCACCUUUGUGCAGGAGCUGGAAAGAUACAAGGAGGAGAACAUCGAGGUGGCGUUUGACGACUUGGAGCCGGCCACGGACGAUUCUGUUUCUGCCGUGGACCAAGCCUCCCAUCAGUCCCUGGUCCGCUCACUGGCCCGCACAGACGAGGCCCGGGGCCUGCUGUGGCUAUUGGAGGAGGAGGCCCUGGUGCCGGGGGCCACUGAGGAUGCCCUCCUGGAGCGCCUUUUCUCCUACUAUGGCCCCCAGGAAGGUGACAAAAAAGGCCAAAGCCCCCUCCUGCGCAGCAGCAAACCACGCCAUUUUCUCCUGGGCCACAGCCAUGGCACCAACUGGGUGGAGUACAAUGUGGCUGGCUGGCUGAGCUACACCAAACAGAACCCGGCUACCCAGAAUGCCCCCCGGCUCCUGCAGGACUCCCAGAAGAAAAUCAUCAGCAACCUGUUUCUGGGCCGGGCGGGCGGCGCCACGGUGCUCUCGGGCUCCAUCGCGGGCCUGGAGGGCGGCUCGCAGCUGGCGCUGCGCCGGGCCACCAGCAUGAGGAAGACCUUCACCACGGGCAUGGCGGCGGUCAAGAAGAAGUCCCUGUGCAUCCAGAUUAAGCUGCAGGUGGACGCCCUCAUUGACACCAUCAAGAAGUCGAAGCUGCACUUCGUGCACUGCUUCCUGCCUGUGGCGGAGGGCUGGGCCGGGGAGCCCCGGGCCGCCUCCUCCCCCCGAGUCAGCAGCAGCAGCGAGCUGGACCUGCCUUCAGGGGACCACUGCGAGGCUGGGCUCCUGCAGCUGGACGUGCCCCUGCUCCGCGCCCAGCUUCGCGGCUCCCGCCUGCUCGAUGCCAUGCGCAUGUACCGCCAAGGUUACCCUGACCACAUGGUAUUUUCCGAGUUCCGCCGCCGCUUUGAUGUCCUGGCCCCACACCUGACCAAGAAACACGGGCGCAACUACAUCGUCAUGGAUGAAAGGCGGGCGGUGGAGGAGCUGCUGGAGUCCUUGGACCUGGAGAAGAGCAGCUGCUGCAUGGGCCUGAGCCGGGUGUUCUUCCGGGCAGGCACAUUGGCACGGCUAGAGGAGCAGCGGGACGAACAGACCAGCAGGAACCUGACCCUGUUCCAGGCGGCCUGCAGGGGCUACCUGGCCCGGCAGCACUUCAAGAAGAAAAAGAUCCAGGACCUGGCCAUUCGCUGUGUGCAGAAGAACAUCAAGAAGAACAAAGGGGUGAAGGACUGGCCCUGGUGGAAGCUCUUUACCACCGUGCGGCCACUCAUUGAGGUGCAGCUGUCGGAGGAGCAGAUCCGGAACAAAGACGAGGAGAUCCAGCAGCUGCGGACCAAGCUUGAGAAAGUGGAGAAGGAGCGGAAUGAGCUGCGGCUCAACAGUGACCGGCUGGAGACCCGGAUCUCAGAGCUGACAUCGGAGCUGACAGAUGAACGUAACACGGGAGAGUCCGCCUCCCAGCUGCUGGACGCGGAGACUGCGGAGAGGCUCCGAGCUGAGAAAGAGAUGAAGGAGCUGCAGACCCAGUAUGACGCACUGAAGAAGCAAAUGGAGGUGAUGGAAAUGGAGGUGAUGGAGGCCCGUCUCAUCCGGGCAGCCGAGAUCAACGGGGAAGUGGACGAUGAUGAUGCAGGUGGCGAGUGGCGCCUGAAGUAUGAGCGAGCCGUGCGGGAGGUGGAUUUCACCAAGAAGCGGCUCCAGCAGGAGUUUGAGGACAAGCUGGAGGUGGAGCAGCAGAACAAGAGGCAGUUGGAGAGGCGGCUCGGGGACCUGCAGGCAGAUAGUGAUGAGAGCCAGCGGACUCUGCAGCAGCUCAAGAAGAAGUGCCAACGGCUGACGGCUGAGCUGCAGGACACCAAACUGCACCUGGAGGGCCAGCAGGUCCGCAACCACGAGCUGGAGAAGAAACAGAGAAGGUUUGACAGCGAGCUCUCGCAGGCGCACGAGGAGGCGCAGCGGGAGAAGCUGCAGCGGGAGAAGCUGCAGCGGGAGAAGGACAUGCUCCUCGCCGAGGCUUUCACCCUGAAACAGCAGCUGGAGGAGAAAGACAUGGACAUUGCAGGGUUCACCCAGAAGGUCGUCUCCCUGGAGGCUGAGCUCCAGGACAUUUCCUCCCAAGAGUCCAAGGAUGAAGCCUCUCUGGCCAAGGUCAAGAAACAGCUCCGGGACCUGGAGGCCAAGGUCAAGGACCAGGAAGAGGAACUGGAUGAGCAGGCGGGGACCAUCCAGAUGCUGGAACAGGCCAAGCUGCGACUCGAGAUGGAGAUGGAGCGGAUGAGACAGACCCAUUCCAAGGAGAUGGAGAGUCGGGAUGAGGAGGUGGAGGAGGCCCGGCAGUCAUGUCAGAAGAAGUUAAAACAAAUGGAAGUGCAGCUUGAGGAGGAAUAUGAGGACAAGCAGAAGGUGCUGCGAGAGAAGCGGGACCUGGAGAGCAAGCUCACCACACUCAGUGACCAGGUGAACCAGCGGGACUUCGAGUCAGAGAAGCGGCUCCGGAAAGAUCUGAAGCGCACCAAGGCCCUGUUGGCGGACGCCCAGAUCAUGCUGGACCACCUGAAGAACAACGCGCCCAGCAAGCGGGAGAUCGCCCAGCUGAAGAACCAGCUGGAGGAGUCCGAGUUCACCUGUGCCGCCGCCGUGAAAGCACGCAAAGCCAUGGAGGUGGAGAUCGAAGACCUGCACCUGCAGAUUGAUGACAUCGCCAAAGCCAAGACGGCGCUGGAGGAGCAGCUGAGCCGCCUUCAGCGCGAGAAGAACGAGAUCCAGAACCGGCUGGAGGAGGAUCAGGAAGACAUGAAUGAGCUGAUGAAGAAGCACAAGGCAGCUGUGGCUCAGGCCUCCCGGGACCUGGCUCAGAUGAAUGACCUCCAGGCUCAGCUCGAAGAAACCAACAAGGAGAAGCAAGAGCUGCAGGAGAAGCUACAAGCCCUCCAGAGCCAAGUGGAGUUCCUAGAGCAGUCCAUGGUGGACAAGUCCUUGGUGAGCCGACAGGAAGCUAAGAUCCGAGAGCUGGAGACACGCCUGGAGUUCGAAAGGACCCAAGUGAAGCGGCUGGAGAGCCUGGCCAGCCGGCUCAAGGAGAACAUGGAGAAGCUGACUGAGGAGCGGGAUCAGCGCACCGCAGCUGAGAACCGGGAGAAAGAGCAGAACAAGAGGCUGCAGCGGCAGCUCCGGGACACCAAGGAGGAGAUGGGCGAGCUGGCCAGGAAGGAGGCCGAGGCAAGCCGCAAGAAGCACGAACUGGAAAUGGAUCUGGAGAGUCUGGAGGCUGCUAACCAGAGCCUGCAGGCCGAUCUAAAACUGGCAUUCAAGCGCAUCGGGGACCUGCAGGCCGCCAUUGAGGAUGAGAUGGAGAGCGAUGAGAACGAGGACCUCAUCAACAGCGAGGGCGACUCAGAUGUGGACUCGGAGCUGGAGGACCGGGUCGACGGGGUCAAGUCGUGGUUGUCGAAAAACAAGGGGCCCUCUUCCAAGGCAACGUCCGACGAUGGCAGCUUGAAGAGUUCCAGCCCCACCAACUACUGGAAGUCCCUUGCCCCUGACCGGUCAGAUGAAGAGCACGACCCUGUUGACAGCACGUCCAGGCCCCGACACUCCCACAGCUACCCGAGUGACAGCGACACAGAGGCCAAGCCAACGGAGACCGACGCGUAGCUUCCCACCCCAUGGGCUGCCGCCGCCACAGCACCUCUCCCAGGAAAGAGCGGGGCACAGGUCUCCCCACCUGACUGCUGAUCUGCAGGAGACACACCUGACCCUCUUGGGUCAGGCUGUGGGGUCUGAUGUCUCCACAUGGAAGAGGUGGGGGAGGAGGAGUUUCUGAUAAGAGAACUUUUUGCUCCUUCUGCCUCCAACAGGCCACCCUCUUGGCUUCGAUCCUGGGCCACUGUGGGCAGUGGCAGGUGGCCGAGCACUGCACGGAGCCAGCAAGUUGACCUCCAUCUCAGCCCUCUGCUCAGGGACAGUGGACAGAUCACCUACAGGGACCUUCUCGGUUGUUGGGUCCAUGGGGCGGAGUUGGGGGCUGGAACAGCAAUUCCUUCCCCCUGGCUUGGGGUGAGGGCUUUCUCUUCUCAGUGCCUGCUGUCUUUUUACUUUUUAAUUUAAAUACCCAACCUCUCCAUCACAGCUGCAUCCCUGAGUGUGGGCGGGGGCUGUGCUGGCAGCUGGGGCCCCAGGAUGACGGGGAAUUUCAUCUCCAUGUUCACUUCGGAGAGCAGCCCUUUCUCUGUGCAGCUGGAGAGACGGCUAAGCAGAGCUUCCAGGUGCUU
Molecule: messenger RNA, 6802 nt
Organism: Myotis davidii
Lineage: Eukaryota; Metazoa; Chordata; Mammalia; Chiroptera; Vespertilionidae
Gene: MYO18A
Product: myosin XVIIIA
Exons: 41
Coding region: 81-6185 (2034 amino acids)
Biological process (GO): DNA metabolic process
Cellular component (GO): myosin complex
Molecular function (GO): cytoskeletal motor activity; ATP binding; ATP-dependent activity, acting on DNA
Source: RefSeq, a predicted model, not a curated record